AUGCAGUACACUACUCUUGCCACUCUCUUCUUUGCUACCGCCGUUCUGGCUGCCCCUAAGCCGCAGGACUCGGACUCAUCUAUCUCAUAUGCCACUUCCUCCGAUGACACAGACUCCGAUGGCUACGACUAUGGUCUCGACGUCCCCACUUCUAUUGAAUCGGUCCUCGCAACCGCCAUCCCCUCCACUUGGCUAAUGGAAUACGAAACUAACGAUGCCUUCUUCACCUCCGUGGUCGACGCCAUGGAGAAGGGUAACUACCCUGAUUGGGUUAACGCCCUCCCAUCCGGGGCGCACGCCUACGUUACCUCGGAACUUCAGGACGAGCUGUCUGAAUUCACCAGCGAGAUGGCCGCAGCCACUGGCUAUUCUGGCUAUGAAAGUUCCAACACCGGCACUGUGAUCACUCCUACUGCUACCGACUCCGCCACCGUCGUGUCUGGUACUGCCUCCGGCACUGGCUCUACUUCCACCGCUACUGGCUCCUCCAAGUCGAGCUCUUCCGGUGCCUCUUCCUCCGCUUCUUCCGGUGCCGCUUCCAGCACUUCCUCUGGUGGCGCUCCUGCCGCCACUGGCACCAUUGCUAUGGGUCUCGCGGGCGCUGCUGGAAUUCUGGGUAUCGCCCUUGCUCUGUAA
This is a messenger RNA of Penicillium malachiteum, 636 nucleotides long. RefSeq lists its product as uncharacterized. The record is from RefSeq and is a predicted model, not a curated record. Bases 1 to 636 code for a protein of 211 amino acids. Lineage: Eukaryota; Fungi; Ascomycota; Eurotiomycetes; Eurotiales; Aspergillaceae. The transcript has a single exon.